Apis dorsata (giant honeybee) is the source of this 1959-nucleotide messenger RNA. RefSeq names its product homeobox protein SIX6 (gene Six4). Gene Ontology annotation, cellular component: nucleus; transcription regulator complex. The record is from RefSeq and is a predicted model, not a curated record. Gene Ontology annotation, biological process: regulation of transcription by RNA polymerase II. Gene Ontology annotation, molecular function: RNA polymerase II cis-regulatory region sequence-specific DNA binding; DNA-binding transcription factor activity, RNA polymerase II-specific. NCBI's taxonomy places the organism in Eukaryota, Metazoa, Arthropoda, Insecta, Hymenoptera, Apidae. The transcript has 4 exons. Bases 404 to 1714 code for a protein of 436 amino acids.
UCGAGAGGUGAUAACGGUGUUAGAGAAUUGUUGUAUCCGUAUGUGAUAAAUGUCGCGGGGCUCGAGGGAAGCCGUUUCUUCUACGCUCGAUGGAACUACGUUGCAUAGGAGAUUGAUGUGCAUCGGCGGUAAGGAUUUAUGAAUGAAGAUACCGAAUGGCGGGGACGUGAAUGAAACACGGUCGAUCGAAUAAGCGUCGAUCGUUCGAGCAACGGAUGCUUAUUUUUCCGACAAGUUACAUCAAACCGAAGGUACGCGUCGUACGACGUUCGAAUCGCGUUUAUUCCUCGGAUCGAUAACGCGAGUCCGCGAUCGUGGUUGCAGGCGAAGCGCUCGGACGUCGCAACGGAGAAAUGAGCCUCGUGUGACCGGCGAGAAGCUGAAAAAUAACGAGACAACGAGAAUGCCCGAUAGUUCGGAUCAAUUGUCGUCGCCGAACAGCGAAUGCAAUAGCCAGAUAGGUGUUAUGCACCGGAACACGUCCACCGGACAAUUUGACGAUUCGUCGAUGCCCGGGCUCGCGUUGACGCAUCAGACGCAUUCGCAAAAUCUAACGUCCGCCUCGAACGGUGGUGGCAGUCUUCAGUAUCCUCAAGAGUUGACCACUUGUAGUUCCGCGAAUACGUCCACCAAUAUAGGAAACAUCGGUGGACUUUCUCUGGGAAUUACGGCCAGUAACUAUACACCGGACCAGAUAUCUUGUAUGUGCAAGGCGUUAUCGCAGAGGCAGGAUAUCGAGAAGCUCACGAGGCUCCUAUGGUCGUUGCCGCCUGGCGAGUUGUUCCGCCGCGACGAGAACGUGCUGAUAGCAAGAGCCACGGUGGCUUUUCAUCGGGGCGCUUACCACGAGCUCUACUCGAUCUUGGAGAGCCAUCCGUUCUCCUCGGAUCGGCACCCGGAACUGCAGCAGAUGUGGUACAAGUCGCAUUAUCGCGAGGCGGAAAAGAUCCGCGGACGCCCGCUUGGUCCGGUCGACAAAUAUCGGCUGAGGAAAAAGUAUCCAUUGCCAAAGACGAUCUGGGACGGCGAAGAGGUGGUGUACUGCUUCAAGGAACGUUCGAGAAACGCGCUGAAACAAUGCUACAUGAGGACCAAGUAUCCACUCUCCGAGGAGAAGAAGAAUUUGGCGAAGGAGACCGGCUUGACCUUGACCCAGGUGGCUAAUUGGUUCAAAAAUCGACGGCAGAGGGAUCGCACGCCGCAAACGAGAACAGACAUGCUACCGUUAAACUGCCAGAAUAAUGCGAGCAACGUGAUCACCGGCUCGGUUACCAACGGAGAGAGCAUUCAAUCAUUGCAGAGCAUCGAUUCCAACGGCACGAAUCUCGCAAUGUCACCGCUCUCGACGAUGAGCAUGUCACCGGUCGCCGUGAAUCCGUGUAGCCCGAUGGGUAUGAGCCCGAUGGCUUCUCGUCAUCCAAGAUACGCGACACCCGUGGCCCCAUCCUCCGUGCACACCACGCAUCCCCACAGCGGCAGUCUCAGCCCUAUGAAUGACGUUAAAGCCUUAUGCUACGGCCGCGGGGUUUGCGAAACCGGUAAAGACACGGAUCAGACUUCCGUCUAUUAUUCUACUCAUUCGAGCAUGCAUCAUCAGUAUUAUCAACAGACGCAUCAUCAGAUGAUGUCCACUGCUCAUCAUUAUCAACAUCAUCAACAGAGUAUGCCAACCGGAUAUGAAAUUGCGCUUCCGCCUCCUCAACACUCGACGUGACCAACCGAUUACGAGACCGAUAGAAAUGAUGCGGUUCAUCCAGUUCAAACGGAAGAUGUAUUUUCGCGUGUUCAUGCGUUUGCUUGACUUGCAGUAUUCGACCGGUGUUGCGUCUCCGAUCUAAACAAUUUUUAUCUUAUCAUUAUCCAUUCAUUGUGUUUUUCACGCAACGUUCCUUUCUAAUUUUUUUCCAUAUAUAUACGUAUAUAUAUAUUUAUAUAUAUACAUUACUUGUUCGCUUUUGC